AUGAUCAGGAUGAGGCGCGCCUGGCUGCUGUGGGCCGCUCUCUGGGCCCUGCUGCUUCCGCGGGUAAAUGCACAGGAGGGAAUCCUGCAUGCUUCUGGAAAUGGGAUACCCCCAUUAACAAAGGAUUACUGCAUAAGUUACAAUCCUUCAUGGGUAUCUCUUCCAAAUACCCUGGAUAACAUUGCUUCCAGUAGUUUGGAGAACUUGACCUCCAAAGUGUUCUGCAGUAAUUCUGAAGUUCCUUCUACUCUUGUAAUAAAGGACAAGGCAGUUGUAGUGAUGAGGGGAAACUGCACAUUUGUGGAUAAAGCGAGAACUGCUCAAAGUCAUGGUGCUAAAAUACUGCUGAUUGCCAGUAAAACUGGUCUAUCUUCUCUUUCAGGUAACAAGACUGAUGUACAAAAUGUAACCAUUCCAGUUGCUCUUGUAAGAUAUAAUGAUAUAAUGGAUAUGCAGCAGGCCCUUGGAGCUAGGGUUAAUGUGACACUCUAUUCACCAUCUUUGCCAGAGUUUGACUACAGUAUGGUUGUCAUCUUUCUAAUUGCUGUGCUCACUGUGGCGCUGGGAGGCUACUGGAGUGGAGUAUCAGAGCUUGAGGAUUUAAAGGCAGUGGCAAGCCCUGAAGACAGAGAAACAAGAAGAAAGAAAGAGGAAAAUGUUACUUUCACCCCUCUAACGGUUAUCAUAUUUGUGGUAAUCUGUUGUGCCAUGCUACUCUUACUUUAUUUCUUCUACAAAUGGCUAGUGUAUGUAAUAAUAUCAGUUUUCUGCUUGGCAUCUGCAAUGAGCCUGUACAACUGUCUUUCUGCACUAAUUAGAAAAAUAUCAUUUGGGCAAUGCAGGAUUUCAUGUUGCAACAAAAGUAUUGAAGUGAGACUUAUUUUUCUUGCUGGAUUCUGCAUAGCAACAGCUGUUGUUUGGGCAGUGUUUCGAAAUGAAGAUAGGUGGGCUUGGAUUUUACAAGAUAUCUUGGGAGUUGCUUUCUGCCUAAACUUUAUUAAAACACUGAAAAUGCCCAACUUUAAGUCAUGUGUGAUACUUCUAGGUCUUCUUCUUUUGUACGAUGUAUUUUUCGUCUUCAUAACUCCAUUUAUCACCAAGAAUGGGGAAAGUAUAAUGGUUGAAGUUGCAGCUGGUCCUUUUGGUAACAGUGAAAAGAAUGAUGGAAACUUGGUGGAAGGCCCUGCUGAACGCUCAGCUCCCCAUGAGAAAUUACCAGUCGUUAUUAGGGUACCUAGACUUGAACACUCCGCACUGACGUUAUGUGGAAUGCCGUUUUCACUACUGGGUUUCGGAGACAUCAUUGUACCAGGUCUCCUGGUUGCCUAUUGUCGAAGAUUUGACAUUCAGACAAGAUCGUCUUCUGUAUAUUAUGUUUCCUGCACCAUAGCUUAUGCUGUUGGCAUGGUGUUGACUUUUGUUGUUCUGGCACUGAUGAAGAUGGGACAGCCAGCCCUUCUCUAUUUGGUACCAUGUACACUCAUUACCAGCUCACUUGUUGCCUGGAGACGCAAGGAGAUGAAGAAGUUUUGGCAAGGUAGCAGCUAUCAGGUGUUGGACUCCUCCAGGAAGCCUUUGCUACAAGAUGAUGGAACAUCUAGAUUAUACAGCGAAUGAAGAAAGCACUACGACCGCCAAUGAACAGUCUGGAGAACAAUAAUGCCGAAGAUUGUGAUCUAAAAUAGUGGUGUUCAGAUUUUAUACAAAUAAACUUUAGAAAAUUGACUGAUUUAACAUUUACACUAGAGUAUUUCAUGUUCCAAAUGAAAAUUGUCUUUUUUUACACUUGCACAUAUUUUUAUGGAAAGGGUACUAUUAAUUACAUUAUAUCGAAGUGAUUAAAAUAGAUUUGCUUUUUUAACAGACAAUAUAUUUAGUAAAACUGUGCCUUAUAUCACUUUAAAUAAGAAUAUUGUCUAUGCAAUUUUCUAAAUGUGUUAUAUACAAUAUAUUUUUAUACAAGUAUAUCUUGCCCCCAUCUCCAUCGGGUAUAAAGUGACUUUCUGACUGAUAUUCGUUUAAAAUUGGUUGGCUUGCACUACUAGGAAUUAGAAGUUCCCUUCACAGGACUUCUCUCAAACUUUUGAAUGCAGAGAUUGUGUUCAUUAGAUUAUAAAAUAGUAGUGCAACUGUCUGACUGAUUUUAGGUCUGUAUAUUAAACUAUAUGGCAUAAGCCAUAAAGGUGGAUAUGGUGCAACUCGCU
Molecule: messenger RNA, 2204 nt
Organism: Emys orbicularis (European pond turtle)
Lineage: Eukaryota; Metazoa; Chordata; Testudines; Emydidae
Gene: SPPL2A
Product: signal peptide peptidase like 2A
Exons: 17
Coding region: 1-1617 (538 amino acids)
Biological process (GO): membrane protein proteolysis
Cellular component (GO): cytoplasmic side of endoplasmic reticulum membrane; lumenal side of endoplasmic reticulum membrane; lysosomal membrane
Molecular function (GO): aspartic endopeptidase activity, intramembrane cleaving
Source: RefSeq, a predicted model, not a curated record